GCUGGUACCUCGGAAGGCGGCCGGCGAGCGGACAGGCGUGGGGUGCUGGUGGCCGGCCGCGCCACGCCGCAGGAGCAGCCGCCUCCGCCUUGCACCACUGCACCAUGGCCGGCCAGCUGGAGCGUUGCGAGCGCGAGUGGCACGAGCUGGAGGGAGAAUUUCAGGAACUGCAGGAUGCUCACAGGAUCUACAAGCAGAAGCUGGAGGAGCUGACCGCACUCCAGACUUCGUGCAGCAGCUUCAUCAACAAGCAGAAGACACGCCUCAAGGACCUGAAGCACACACUCCAGAGGUACAAGCGCCAUGCCAGUCGGGAGGAGGCAGAGCUCGUUCAGCAGUUGGGUGCCAACAUCAAGGAGCGACAGAACAUCUUCUUCGACAUGGAGGCCUACCUGCCCAAGAAGAACGGGCUCUACUUAAAUCUGGUUCUCGGCAAUGUGAACGUGACCCUUCUCAGCAACCAGGCCAAAUUUGCCUACAAGGAUGAGUAUGAGAAGUUCAAGCUCUACCUGACCAUCAUACUGCUCCUGGGCGCUGUGGCAUGUCGAUUUGUCCUUCACUACAGGGUGACAGACGAAGUCUUUAACUUCCUGCUGGUAUGGUAUUACUGCACCCUGACGAUUCGGGAGAGUAUUCUCAUCAGCAACGGCUCGAGAAUCAAAGGCUGGUGGGUGUCUCACCACUACGUGUCCACGUUCCUGUCUGGAGUGAUGCUGACCUGGCCCAACGGACUAAUUUAUCAGAAGUUUCGCGAUCAGUUUUUAGCGUUCUCCAUUUUUCAGAGCUGUGUCCAGUUCCUGCAAUAUUAUUACCAGAGGGGCUGCCUCUACCGGCUGCGGGCCCUAGGGGAGAGGAAUCACCUGGACCUCACGGUGGAAGGAUUUCAGUCCUGGAUGUGGCGAGGCCUCACCUUUCUUCUGCCCUUCCUGUUCUGUGGCCACUUCUGGCAGCUCUACAAUGCCAUUACGUUAUUCGAGCUCUCCAGCCACGAAGAAUGCAGAGAAUGGCAGGUAUGGUGUGUGUGUGUGAUGUGUGUGGAGCGUGUGUGCGCACUGGUUGGGGGGUUCCUGGGGAAGGUUGGGGCCGCUUGGGGAGAAUUCCCUCAUCAGCUCCCCCUGUCCCCUGCCUGCCCUGUAGGGCCCAGCGGUCCAGAGCUCGCUGCAGCUGGGGCCUGGGAGACCGUGGGAGGGAAUUCAGGAGACCAGGGAGACCCUCAGUGGUCUGAGAAACCCAAGGAGGUUCGCGCUAGGAGGGGGGCCGCGGGAGGAGCCCCCCAGGACUCUGCCUGACCCCCUAGGACUCACACCCUUCACCCAGUUAGCCCAGAUCUCUGCCUUCUGCUGGCAAACGCUGCAGUUUGCAGGGAGCUUGUGCCGAGGGGGUUCUGAGGUCCCGGGGGGCGCGGGGGGCAUGUCAGCAAGGAGAGCUGACCCAAGCCGGCGCGGCCUUUGCCUUCUUUCUCUUGUGCUGUCUGCCUUGCCUUCCCCGCCCUGGGCACCCCCCUUCUCUGCAUGCCCCCCGCCCAGGUGUUCGUGUUGGCGCUUACGUUCCUUGUCCUCUUCCUCGGCAAUUUCCUGACCACACUCAAAGUCGUGCACGCCAAACUCCAGAAGAACAGA
Molecule: messenger RNA, 1619 nt
Organism: Kogia breviceps (pygmy sperm whale)
Lineage: Eukaryota; Metazoa; Chordata; Mammalia; Artiodactyla; Physeteridae
Gene: TMEM120B
Product: transmembrane protein 120B
Biological process (GO): fat cell differentiation
Cellular component (GO): nuclear inner membrane
Source: RefSeq, a predicted model, not a curated record